AUGAGCUGCCAAUGGGAAUGCCUCUGCUGCAGCAUCUGCAGCAGCAACAGCAGCAGCAGCAGCAGGAGCAGCAGCAGCAAAACGAUCUGCUGCAUUCUCUCUCUUCUCUAUCUCCUGCUUUCCCUCAUCCCCAUGACCAGCAGCAGCAGCAGCAGCAGCAGCAGCAGCAACAGCAGCAGCAGCAGCAGCAGCCAGCUGCAGCAGCAGCAGCAGGAUGAGCUGCCAAUGGGAAUGCCUCUGCUGCAGCAUCUGCAGCAGCAGCAGCAGCAGCAGCAGCAAAACGAUCUGCUGCAUUCUCUCUCUUCUCUCUCUCCUGCUUUCCCUCAUCCCCAUGACCACCAGCAGCAGCAGCAGCAGCAGCAGCAGCAGCAACAGCAGCAGCAGCAGCAGCAGCAGAAGCAGCAGCAUUUGUUUGACUUAAGAAACUAUAACCCGAGAAAGGGGCCCCCACAAGGCAGCAGCAGCUUGCUGCUGGAUGGCCUCAGCAGCAGCGUGCUGCAGAUGCCGCGUGAGCCCCCGCUGCUGCCGCAGCAGCAGCAGCAGCUGCUGCAGCAGAUGCAGCAGCAGCACAUACAGCAGCAGCAGCAGCAGCAGCAGCAUAUGCAGCAGCAGCUUGGCGCUAACGCUGCAGCAGCAGCAGCACGCACACACCCACACACAGACACACCAGCAGCAGCAGCAGCAGCAGCAGCAGCAGCAGCAGAAGCAGCAGCAGCAGCAGCAGCAGCAGCAGGAGACAGCAGCAGCGAGACAGAGAUACCAACAGAAGGAUAUAUUGAUGGGGUUUAUUAUACAGAGCAGCAGCUGGACCUCGCGCUGCAGCAGAAAGACGCAGAGCUGCAGCAGCAGCAGCAGCAACUGCAGCAGCAGCUGCAGCAGCAGCUGCAGCAAAAUGCACAGCAGCAAAUGGAACGAUGCGCACGUGUUAAAAUAGAAGACGUUGAUAGCUUGUCUCCCGAGGACCUGAGAGAGUGUUUGGUGUUUAGAGGGCUUCGUUGUGAGGGGGACUUGGAGGUGCAGCGGACCCGACUGAAGAUAUCUCUGCGGGAUGGCAUCGGCCCCCAAGAGCCAGAGCCUGAGGCAGCGCAGCGUUUUGUAGCAGCUGUGAAGGAGGUGGGGGCCCCAAUCGUAAACCCUCGGGAUGCUGCUGCUGUUAUUCGUCGAUGGGCUGCGCAUGCAGAGAUUGCUGCAGCUGUCUCAGACCCUGGGGGAGUGUUUAAGUUUGAUCAGCAGCAGCAAUCUGUGUCUCACCUCUCAGCAGCAGAAAUAAAAAAAAUAGAAAAAGAACAAACCACAGACCAAGUACUACCUCUUUCUCCUCCUGCUGCUGCUGCUGCUGCUGCUGCUGCUGCUUCUCCUGCUGCUGCUGCUGCAGCAGCAGCAGCUGCUGCUGCUGCUGCUGGUGAUGCUGGUGAUGGUAGCGAUGGUUCUGCUGCUGCUGCUGCUCCAGCAGCAGCAGCAGAAACAGCAACAGCAGCAGCACCAGAUAAAACACCAGCAGCAGCAGCAGCAGCAGCUCCAGCAGCAGCAGCAGCAGCAGCAGACCCAGCAGCAGCAGCAGAUAAAAAAAAUAGAAAAAGAACAAACCACAGACCAAGGGGGAGUGUUUAA
This is a messenger RNA of Eimeria mitis, 1611 nucleotides long. RefSeq lists its product as uncharacterized. Bases 1 to 1611 code for a protein of 536 amino acids. The record is from RefSeq and is a predicted model, not a curated record. The transcript is spliced from 8 exons. NCBI's taxonomy places the organism in Eukaryota, Apicomplexa, Conoidasida, Eucoccidiorida, Eimeriidae.